Hibiscus syriacus is the source of this 1353-nucleotide messenger RNA. RefSeq lists its product as uncharacterized. The record is from RefSeq and is a predicted model, not a curated record. NCBI's taxonomy places the organism in Eukaryota, Viridiplantae, Streptophyta, Magnoliopsida, Malvales, Malvaceae. The transcript has 2 exons. The coding region runs from base 1 to 1353 and encodes 450 amino acids.
AUGCCGCGGCUCUUGACGGCUUGUCUAAAGUUCAAAGUCUCCAAAGGGAUCUUUGGAUAUCACCCUAAAUGCAAAAGAAUAGGGCUAACUCAUCUCUCUUUUGUUGAUGAUCUCCUUAUUUACUGCAAAGGAAAUCCUGAAUCAAUUGCUGGAAUCAUUUAUGUUUUAAACCAUUUCUAUUCUUUGUCUGGUCUCAAGCUUAAUGUUAGCAAGACAGAACUUUUUUCUGCUGGUAUUCCCUCUAGAAUUCUUGAAAUUAUUCACAGCGUCUCAGGCUUUAGGAAAGGACAGCUUCCUGUAAGGUACUUAGGGGUUCCACUAGUCAUUAAAAAGCUGCCAGAACUUGAUUGCCAACCUCUACUGGACAAAAUCAAACUUAAGAUGUACCACUGGUCUAGCAAGCAUCUUAGUUACGCUGGUAGACUUGAGUUAAUAAAAACCGUUCUUCACAACGUAGCCAAUUACUGGUGCAGGCAAUUCAUGCUCCCUCAAUGUGUUAUUAAUUGCAUUGAUCAACUUUGCUCUCGUUUCCUUUGGAAAGGUACAGAUCAGGCAGCUUCUAGGGCUCGAGUCAACUGGUCAAGUAUUUGUUGUCCUAAAUCUGAAGGUGGACUAGGACUAAAGAACUUAAAAUCCUGGAACAUUGCUUACAUGAUUCAUCUCAUUCGGAAUAUUUUGGCAGGAGAAGGAUCCCUUUGGGUGGCUUGGCUGAACUGUUAUAUUUUCAAGAAUAAUUUAUGUGACAUGGAUGCAAGUAAUGCUCACAGCUGGAGUAUUAAAAAGCUGUUGAAAUUGAGACUUACAGCUCUUCCCAUCCUGAAUACUGGAACGAUUUACACUAGAGAUAUAUGGGAAGCUGUCAGAGAUAGAAAAAGUAAGGUGUCUUGGCAUAAAAUUAUUUGGUUCCCUAUGCAUAUUCCUAAGUUUAGUAUGAUCUCUUGGAUGGCCAUCCUAGACAAACUUCCAACUAGGGAUAGACUGUCAAGGAUGGGUAUUGUCAUUGAUACUCAAUGUGUUCUUUGCAAUGAAGCUACCGAAUCCAGAAACCAUCUUUUUGUAGACUGUAACUUUGCCAAAUUAUUGUGGAAUUCUAUCUUAAACUUGGCACAUGUGCAUAAACCUCAUUUACCUUGGGAAUCAAUGAUCGAAUGGGCUUGUGUUGAAUGGAGGGGAAAAUCUUUAAUCUCCAUCUUGUUGAAAAUUGCAUGGACUUCCUACAUCUAUACGAUUUGGGAGGAGAGGAAUAGAAGAAUUUUCAAACAAAAAGCUAGAGAAGCUGCUCAUCUACUGUCACUCAUCAAGGACAUUGUUUGGAUUCAACUUAGUGGGAAAAAUAUCAAUAGAUUAUUUUAG